ACGCUCGCGAAAGCGACCUACGAUUUAGGACCCACUUAUCACGGCCCUCCAGCCCCACUGUCAAAAGACGGAAAAGUGGUUGACACCCCGGAGGUCGCUCACGCGAAAGCAGCCCAUUUCGCGGCCUAUCAUCACAUCGCUUCCAAAUUGCCCUCCGAACCGGAUGAAUGGACAGACGCUUACAAGGAUGAAGUAGACGAAGUAGCAAGUAACGAAAUCGGGUAUGGAGAUGGUCAUCAUGGACAUUAUGAGCAUCAUGACCAUCAUGAGCAUCAUGAUCAUUUUCCGGUCUAUCAUGGACCACCUGCGCCGCUGGGACAUGACGGCCGAGUUGUUGAUACUGACGAGGUAUUUCACUUUUUUUUUUUGGAUUUUGUUGUAGAGAUAUUGCGGUUGGCUCUAGAACACGCGAAAGCUCUAGCAGCCAAAUCUGGCGACCAUCAUGAUUACCAUCAUCAUCACCAGGAGCACCACCACGAACAUGAAGAAUCUGCCCUGGUAAAGUCAUUUCACCACGUUCCGUUUUCCUACCACGGACCACCUGCUCCUCUGGCCCAUGACGGGCGAGUAAUUGACACUCCGGAAGUCGCCAAGGCUCGGGAUGCCCAUUUGCAUGCCUUAGCCCACGCUAAAAGUCUCUUUCAUCAUCCGUAA
This is a messenger RNA of Cotesia congregata, 654 nucleotides long. NCBI's taxonomy places the organism in Eukaryota, Metazoa, Arthropoda, Insecta, Hymenoptera, Braconidae. The record is from the annotation of a GenBank genome assembly.